Messenger RNA from Prorocentrum cordatum, 2832 nucleotides. The record is from the annotation of a GenBank genome assembly. NCBI's taxonomy places the organism in Eukaryota, Dinophyceae, Prorocentrales, Prorocentraceae.
AUGCCCGCGAAGCGCUGGAGCCUGCGGGCGUGCGAUUCCGAGAAGCAGGUGCAGAGGAAGCCGGCCGUCAACCCCAAGGCCGAGGGAGGGCGACGCUCGGCGGCUCGCCACAGCCUCGUGCAGCUGCAGCAGUGGGUCUGCCGCGGCGCACCGCAAGGCCCCUCCACGAAAUCCAGCCUGCGCUUGGCAUACCUCAACCCGGGACGCACGGGCUUCCUGCAACUAGGUUCGGAUAUGUUGCUCGAGUGGCGGCUUGAAGCCGUCGCGCAAGCGCUGGUAGAGCGGGAUGUCGACGCGUGCAUUCUUCCAGGCGCGCGUUCUCCAUCCGGCGCCUCUUUGCCACCCGGUUUCCCUUUUCUGUGGGAAGGGCCCACGUCCUCUGGCUGGGACUCCGUCGGCUUGUUUCUGCGCCCUGAACUGGAGCAUGCUUUCCGGCCACUCCCCGAAAUCUCCAGCACUCGCGAGCAGUGGUUUGAGCUGUGGGGCGCAGGCGAUGAGACCACCCCUAGCGCCGUCCUCUGCGCAAUGUACCCUGUCCACGGCGGGGACUGGGACACUUGGGCGUCCAUCGUUGCCCACGCGCGGCUGUUGCGACGUCGCUUUCCUGCUGCUCGCCUGCCUAUCGGGGGCGAUGCGAACCUCCACUUGUCGCACUGCGCUUCCCACGCCGUUGGGUGCCUCUGCCACCGUUGUCGACAGAGAGCCCCAGAUCGCGAGAUCCAGGCGUGGCUCGAUGACGCAGGGCUCCGCGCUUACAACCCCCCUUUGCCCACUCACGUUUCUGGCGCGACGAUUGAUCUGUUCUUGAGGCCUGCCGAAGCUUACCUUCCUGUGUCUGUCUUUGAUGAGUUCGUGGGCCUAUCGGACCACAAGCUUGUCCAUGUCGACGUUCCCUUCUCCCCGGCCCUUUCGUGGUCUGCGGGCUUUGGGCGAGUGUCCUGGGCGUCUGGGGACGAGUGGACGUCCGCGCUCAAAAGUAGUUCGGAUCUGCUGGGCGCGCUAGCGGACGCCGCGGAGCAGGCCGCCAGAAGCGCGCGGCUUUGGCCGCCCUGGUUCGGGGGUAACGCCACUCGUCUGCAGCGCCGAGCUGUGCUCAACAACGCGGCUUGGGCGAGGGACGCCACUUACGUCUUAGUAGGUCACGCUGCCGGGGCCGCGAAGGUGAGCCGCGUUGGUGCUCGCGAAGGGCGCGCGCCUUCACGAGCUCCUUUGAGUCCCGCGUCUUUCCCGACGCACGAGGCGCACAAGUCCGCCGUGGAGACUGAUGCGUGGCAGGAGCGGCGCAAUGCGGUCCACCGGUAUUUAUCCCUUAGGGGCACGAACGCAGGCGCGGCAGAACGCUUCCUCACGGGCGUUUUCAAGUCCUCAGCCCGGUUCGACAUACAGGUAGUGGACGAGUCUUCUGGCGCGGAUCUCUCGACAGUUGAGAUGCUCGACGCCAUCCGUAGGGACCUUUGCUCGCGCGACGAGAAUGACUCCCCGCAGGGCCCAGCCGAACGCGCGCGCAUGUCAAGCCAGGUCGCUGCCAUCCGUCGCGCUGGCGCGAGCUCCGGCCAGGCGGGGCCAGAGCAGCCGCACGCGGAAGAGGAAGUCGAGGCGGCCCUUGCGCUGCUCAAGCCAGGCAAGCGAACCGCGCGCAUGUGCAACGCGGCGGUGCGUGCCAAGGUUGAGGAGGGUUUCCGUCUCACGCGAGCCCUGUUGAACCUGGCGCGUGCCCUGUCCGUUACCUCGCGUCUUUGGUCGCUGAGGCAGUUUUCCCCGAUCCGCAAAUCGGGGCCAGCGGUAGUGCGUCGGCUCUCUGCCCUGCGUCCAGUUUCAUUUGCCAGUGACAUGGCGUCGGUUCAAGACGCGGCCUGGCUGGCGCGCAACUCCCACUGCAUAGAGGCUUACUGUGGUCCAGCCCAGCAGGGAGGCGUCGGCGACGCCAUGUCUUUGGUAAUUGCGCUCGUCAUGAACGCCCAACUCAGAGCAGCACAGGACCUUCCAACCUGGUGGGCGAUCGCAGACGAGAAAUGGGCCGUCGACGUCGCUUCCAUAGACGGGAUGCUCUUGGGCGUCUUCGCCGCGGGUUGCGGCACCGCGCAAGGGCGACGCUUUUCGGUCCACGCUUUCAAUGCGCAGCUGCGCGCUCUCCCUGCGGAGAUCGAACAGGUGCUGCCCUGCGAUCACCCAGCGGCCGUAGUCCUUCGCGCGGCGAAGGAUAUGGGCACCCCGACACGGGAGACCGCGGCGCUUCGGCUUCUGGGCCGCCUGCCCCCCCCGCCUGCUGACCUGCUAUGCCGCGCCAUGUUUCCGCCCGAGAGGAUCGAGGCUGCGCGGGGGGAUCGCGCUGCCAGGAAGGAGGUGCUGAGGGAGUACCGGCUAGGUUGCGCGCGCCCGGCCUUGCUCCAGCACGACCGGGCGGCUUUUGUCGCGGCCGCGUCUCGGAAGCUCGAAGCCUUGAGCCGUUCUUUUUGCGACCUGUGCCCUGGGAACUCCCUCCCUGACCUUGCCCUCCUCGCGUGGGAGUCUGGGCCUCACUUUUGGAAGCACUUUCAAUUGUGGGCUGUGGCGCGCGUGACUGGCGCUUGGCAGCUCUCUGUGUUGGGCGACGAUGACCACCCAUGCACCCUUGAGAGAUGCCGGGCACGUGGGUUUCGUAACGCGUCCUUGCGUCAUGCAUUGGCGGUGUGCCCAGUGCUUGCGGUGCAACGGCGUGAGAUCUUUCCUCUGGGGCCUGACCACCAGCCUCGGCCUGUAGGCAGCGACCUUUUCAUGCAACUUUUGGUCUGCGAGGGCGGUGACGCCAGUGAGCGCGUGAAGCGCGUCUCGUUCGGGAAGGAUGGGGCGUGA